This is a messenger RNA of Diatraea saccharalis (sugarcane borer), 4535 nucleotides long. Lineage: Eukaryota; Metazoa; Arthropoda; Insecta; Lepidoptera; Crambidae. The record is from the annotation of a GenBank genome assembly.
AUGAUUGUUUUGUUCGAUAGUUUCACAUUGGGUCGAUUUACUUCUUUCACUGAAGACGGCUGCCCCGAUGGCUACAUGCAGAUUCAAGAAGCGAGCAGACCUCAAGUGGGUGGCUCUUGGUGUGGAACAUCAUGGGGUCCUUCGAUAUAUUAUAGCGAGACCAAAUCUAUAACGCUCAUAAUAAGACUGCUGCAUCUUUCAAAAGACCAGAAUAACUACAAUUUCAAUUUCCGAAUGGCAUAUAAAGUUCUGAGGAGAGAAUUUGCGACAGUUCGAUAUGGAGGCACCCCACCAUCGGAUCGUCCAUUUUUCAAGAUGAGACCUCCGCUUUUUCCCGUUAACGUGUCACGCGUGGAAGAUACAACCGUAGGGAGGAUAACAAAAACGAGCGAGUAUUAUCUCGGGGAUUUGAUUUCUGGGACAUAUUGUUCACGUAUCUUCAGUGACUGUGAUCGUAAAAACUGCAGGUUACAGUCACCAAAUUUCCCCGGUGUUUAUCCAAGGAAUUUGACAUGUUACUAUGCUGUAAGACAACACGAAGUGCCUCAAGGGAAACACGCUUUAAUAGUAGUGAAACAACCAAACGGACAACUAGUUUCUAUAAGGAGUCAAAAGGCUUUUUAUGCGGCACAACAAGAAAGGGGUAAUAGUGGAAGAGAAUUAAAGUUCUGGCAACAAUGUGACGAGGUGCAGGAUUAUGUAACGGUGUAUGAUGGUUAUACGACCAGAGAUCCAGUCGUUUUAAGGUUUUGUGGAGGCGGUGUUUCGGUUCCAGAGGCAAUUUCUAGUGGUCCGGAGCUAUUAGUGGAAUUUACAACUUCGCCCUUCGGGACUUUCUUGCAACCGGCCACUUCACAAUCCCUGCACGGAUUCCAAUUAGAAGUCGAGGUCAGGUUCGUGGAUCAACAGUCCCCUACAUAUGCUAAGAACAAAAGGGCCUGCGAAUUUUGGAUAAGGGGAACUGGCAGGGGUAUUUUAGAACACCCGCAACAUUCCCUACCUCCAAAUAUAACAUGUUUGUAUCACAUGCAAGGGAUCGAUACAUCCGGACCAUCGGGAAGGAAUAUUAUGUAUAGACGACCCUCGUUCUCAGCUCCAAGAUUCAGAGUGUGGUUUUCGGUAUUGAAAUUUUAUGUGACCAAUGCUCUUAAUCCCAAUUUACCCGAAGAUGAGUACUGUGGAAGUCAUUUAAAUAUAUGGGAUGGGCCAAUGAGAAUAUCUCCGGGAUGCAGCGAUAUAUUUUGUGAUAAAGAGAGAUCAGUACAGAUGUCUCGAGCAACGUCACCUCAGUCUGUAAUCGUCGGUCGCCCGCCAACAAAUGCAACACUAGUAGCGAGGUUUUGUCGAGAACGUGCACCUAGGACUUGCGAACAUGCACUACUACGGAAAUCAAGAGCCUGUGCUAGAACAGAAAGCUUCUUGUCUAAAGGAGAUUCCUUAACUUUGGAGCUGAAACUAACACAAGGAACGGCGCUUAAGCCUGUUUUUUUCAAAGCUCUUUAUGAGUUCGUUGACCUUCACCAAGACGGUGAACCGUGGGGGCGUGGUUCGUGUUCCAGACGAUUUGCCUCCCGCUCUUUCCCAGAAGCGCCACCAGAUCCACCUGUUACUUUUUCAUCACCAAGAGACGUAUUUUUGUACGGCCGAGGUGGAGCUAGAAAUAUAAGUUGUACUUAUCGCUUCGAAGCAAACCCUGGUGAAGUAGUUCGACUCCGUGUUUGGGGAGUGCGCAGCGGUGGCAGACUCUGCAGAUCAGUACAUUCAGCACACUCACCCUGGUUCCGAUGCGCUGGUGACAUCACUGCCGCUGUCAGGGUCUUCGAUAGACCUUGGAAGAAUAACGGGCCAAACGUACCAAGAGAUUGUUUGUGCAGUGAUGUUGGAGACUACGAGUUUACUUCUUCGUCAACUGUUGCUGAACUAAAAUUCGACGUUGUGAACAUGUCGGCUACGGAUGACUUCAGAUCCUUCGGCUUCGAGGCGUCCGUUGAGUUCGUCAGACUGGAUACUACAUGUGAUAGUUCCCAUAGAGUCUAUGGAGCGAGUGGGCAGCUGAGAUUGACUAACACGAUGCCUGUAUCACCUGAAGUUGACCGAUGCGAGCGAAGGCCGUGGCUUAUUGAUCCGUCCCCUGGUCAUUAUCUCUACCUCCAAAUCCGCGGUAGCAUAAUCAAAGAACCAGAGUUGGACAACUUCACGCUCCUCAACAACAUCACUGCUGCUCCCGAUUUGAGACACCUGUGUAGGACGCAGAAUAGGAUAGGAGUGUAUACUGGAGGACUAUCACCAGUAUUUAUCUGCCCAGAUCCACCUGAUGAACAGAAUGAUGAUGUCGUAGAAGUAUUCUCUGAUGGUUGGCUGAAGGAAGUAGAUCCACUCGCUCGACAUGUGAUGGCUCCGCCACCUUCUCCUGACCGUUUUGAUUUGGACUGGCCGAGGUCAUUGUCUGUGGAACUCAUACCAGUCGAGCCAGGAACUUACUAUAUCACAUGGUUGGAACUCUCGAGAAGACACCCGAGCCCCCGCGGCGGUGUAUUCGCCCUGUCCGGAGAGUGUGAGUACCGCUGCAAGUCUCUCGACGCAUGCAUAUCCUCGUCACUGUGGUGUGACGGCGUAGCGCACUGUCCGCACGGCGAGGACGAGCGCCUGGCGCAGUGUUCAGCGCUGUUACGAAUGCCGGCGCAUUACGCGGCCGCCAUGCUGGCAUUUACUAUACUCACCGCUUUUGCUGUGAUUGCAGUAGCGCGCUCCUGUCGAAGAAAACGUUCAGCGCUUCAGCAGCGUCUCAAAAGUUUAUCGUCGGAUACCGCCAUCUUCGACGAGAAGGAAGUGAUUUGCUGACCCAGCGAGGACUCCGUGCGGUACGUGGAAAUAGACCGAGUCACUACAGUGUGACCGGCGUUACGCAUGGAGUCCUUAUUGAAAUGCACUGUUGGGAACUAAUCGAGUUAUAUUAGUGUUAAGCAGAGGCAUUUUCUGAUAAUUGUUGAGCCGUGCCAGAUGCGGGAUCCAUUUCAGAUGUUGAAUUAUAAAAGUAGGAAUUGAAGCGAAUUACAAGGGGUUCGUUAGUUGUGAGAACAGAAUCUGGAGGUUUAUCUAAAGGUGAAUAUUUUUAAAAUUCUCUCGCUGAUAAUAGACUUACAAUGAAUCAUAAUGAUGAUUCGAUUUUUAUUCUUAAUGUAAAUACAGUUUAUGCGAUUGUAGUAGAAUUAUAACAAGGAUGAUAUUUUACGGACCAAGUGCAGUCGAUCGGUGGCCAAAUAUUGUUCAUCUCUUCAUGUUUGAAAAGUGAUGAAAGAUAUUAUAGUUCUGAAGUGAUGAAAUAAAAAAUCUCAAUGGAAAAAUCUGCACAGUGAUGAAAUUAGGGAUUACUGAGUCAUAUGUAUAUUGUUUGAUUGUACGUAAUUCACCUAUUUUGAGAAACUAUAACACAAAAGACAGCAAACGAGUUAAAUUGUUCAUGAAAUUUAUUGAGUACAAUAGGCAGCCAAUAUUUAUAAAUUAAUAAAGACUUAAAAUAGGUUCUUUAUGAUGUUAGAAAUAAAACGCACAAUAUUACAUCAGAGUAUGUUUGACCGAUCGACCUGAGGCACAAAUUGAAUAACAUUUUGAUUGUGAUUGGACACGAUGUAAAUAAUUAAGAAUUCGUAGUGUCUCCUAUUUAAAGUUCGUUAACGGAAACUAAUAAAUUACUAAUUGUAAUAAGCGUUAGUGAUUAUGAUGUGGCAAUAAAUUUUGUUUUUAAGUUAAUCGAAGUGACCCUGUGUUCUAAACGUUGCUCUAAAUUCGUAUACGUGAUAUAAAUACUGCCAUUUUAUUAGUGUCGUUCUUAUUCCAACUGCCACUAUCGAGUGUCGAGUCUUCUAUUAACACGUUGGCUAUAAACACUACUUUUGAUUUGACCAGUGAUGUUUUUCAUAAAAAGAAGAAGACGUGAUCCCAUUUUAAUGUUCUUAGCAGCCAACGUGUUAAAUUCGAGUCUUUUGUCAAUCUUUCUUUGUAAUGGUUCCUUUUCACUUUAUUAUGAAAUAACCCUACCACAGAAAUUAUAUUCUAAAACUUUAGUAUCAAUUCAAUGUUAAUUUUCAUGAUAGACAUAAAUAAGUUAGUAUAUAACAGAAUAUCCUAACGAAAUAAAAUCGUUGUAAAUAGAACUAAAAUUAUUCAUAUCUUAGAGGUGUAUUGAAGUGAUAUAUGUUUGUUUCCCAAGGAAAUUAUUAAAGUUUAUAAUAUCGCGUUAACUAUUAGUGAAAGAAAAUAGCUGAAUGAUCUUAUAUGAGAACAACUUCUUUAAAUUGAUAAAUGAAUUAUUGUCGAUAUAUAAUCAUUAAAGAAUGUGUUGCCAAAUGAAAAUUAUGAAACGAACACUGCCAAGAGGAUUAUGAAUUGAAAGAUAAACGCAUUUUAAGUGAGAUUGACGCUUACUUUGAAGAUAAGUUUAAAAAUAGUAUAAUAUGGUGUAAGGAGUUGUAUCUCAUGUAAAAUCAAAAUAGAAACUUAGUGAUCGGGUAAUUUUUUUUUUAGAUAGGUAAUAU